Molecule: messenger RNA, 3800 nt
Organism: Rosa rugosa (rugosa rose)
Lineage: Eukaryota; Viridiplantae; Streptophyta; Magnoliopsida; Rosales; Rosaceae
Product: pumilio homolog 1-like
Exons: 9
Coding region: 302-3391 (1029 amino acids)
Biological process (GO): post-transcriptional regulation of gene expression
Cellular component (GO): cytoplasm
Molecular function (GO): mRNA binding
Source: RefSeq, a predicted model, not a curated record
ACUUCACUGUCUCCCUCCCUCUUUUCUCUUUCGCUCCUCAGCAAACAAAAAAAAAAUGGCUGCCUCCGUUUUUGAUCAUCAUCCCAGUUCUUCCCUGCUCUCAAUCCGAUCCUCAUAAAAAUCACAUCUUUAACUAAGAAACCCCAAGUUUUCUCUGACCCAAAACUUUGAGCGACAAUCCCAGUUGGGCUCUUUUGGCUUUUUCAGCUGAAACCCAACUCAAAGCUUCAAUCUUUUUCCCCAGUUUCUGGGUUUAUCGUCUUCAAAAUUUGUUUGAUGAGUUCUUACAGUUGUGUCUGACAUGGUUACUGAUACGUAUUCGAAGAUGAUGUCCGAGAUGUCAAUGCGAUCCAUGCUUAAGAACAACGGCGAUUACAGUGAAGAUUUGAGCCUUCUGAUUCGUCAGCAGAGGCAAGAAGUGAGUGAGCGAGAGAAGGAGCUCAAUCCAUACAGAAGUGGGUCGGCCCCACCCACCGUAGAAGGGUCGCUGAACGCCGUCGGCGGUCUUUUUGACGCCGUUAAUGGCUUUGCGAGCGAGGAGGAGCUAAGGGCUGAUCCGGCUUAUCAUAGCUACUACUACGCCAAUGUCAAUCUCAAUCCGCGGCUACCGCCGCCGCUGAGGUCCAAGGAGGACUGGCGGUUUGCGCAGCGGGGCGGCGCCGGAGGAGGUUCUGGGGUCGGAGGCAUUGGGGAUAGGAGGAAAGGCGGGAGGGGUGGUGGCGGUGAAGGGUCGCUUUUUUCGGUGCAGCCGGAGAAUGGGGCGGCGGCGAGGAAUGGAGAGUGGGGCGGAGAUGGGCUGAUUGGGUUGCCCGGGUUGGGACUUGGGAGUAGGCAGAAGAGUAUUGCCGAGAUUCUUCAGGAUGAUAUACAGAAUACAACUGGCUCAAGGCACCCUUCUCGUCCAGCUAGCCGGAAUGCAUUUGAUGAUGGUGUUGAAACUUCAGAUACCCAGUAUGCUCAGAUGCAUCGUGAUUUGGCAUCUUUAGAUGCUUUGCGCUCUGGUGGAAAUAAGCAGGGUAUGUCUGCUGCCCAGAACUUUGGUUCCUCGGGCUCUCAUACUUAUGCUUCUGCUCUAGGUGGUUCACUGUCAAGAAGCACCACACCAGAUCCUCAGCUUGUAUCUAGGGCUCCUAGUCCCCGGAUUCCACCAGUUGGAGGAGGAAGAGCUCCUUCCACUGAUAAAAAUAGUGUCGGUGGUCAAAAUUCAUAUAAUGGUAUCGCAUCCAAUGUGAAAGAGUCUGCAGAUCUGGUAGCUGCCUUAUCUGGUAUGAACCUGUCAAAAAACGGCAGGAUGCAUGAAGAGAAUCAUGCACAUUCACAGAUUCAAGGUGAUAACCACUUUGAUAUGCAAGGGGAUCGGAACCAUAUUAAACAAAAUUCAUAUAUGAACAAGCCUGAUUCAGGGAAUUAUCAUUUGCAUUCUGUUUCCCAGUCUACCAAACACUCUUAUCAGAAUAUGGCCAAAGGCAGUGGAUUUGGGAGGGACCAGAACAACCCUUCACUGAUGUCUGAUGGGCUAGCUGAAAUUAACAAUCCUGCUGUAUCUUCUGCUAACUCAUACUUGAGAGGACCCUCUGCCCCAGCUCUUAAUGGCCGAGGAAGCUCAGUCUCUCACUAUCAGAAUGUAGACGGUAUGAAUUCCUCAUUUGCAAACUAUGGGUUAGCUGGGUAUUCUGUUAGUCCAUCGUCCCCCUCCAUGAUGGGGAGCCCACUGGGUAAUGGUAAUUUACCACCCUUGUUUGAAAAUGCUGCUGCUGUUUCUGCAAUGGGUGGCUUGGACUCUGGAGCCUUUGGAGGAGGUAUGUCUCUGGGACCAAAUUUGUUAGCAGCAGCUGCUGAAUUGCAGAAUAUGGGGAGGGGCGGAAAUCACACUGCCGGAGGUGCUCUUCAGAUGCCCCUGAUGGACCCCUUGUAUCUGCAGUAUUUAAGAUCAAAUGAGUAUGCUGCUGCACAGCUUGCAUCCCUUCAUGACCCCACAGCAGACAGGGAAGGCAUGUAUAUGGACUUACUGGGGUUGCAAAAAGCUUAUCUGGGACAAUUACUUUCGCCUCAAAAAUCACAGUUUGGUGCUCCCUACAUGGGUAAGUCUGGUAGCUUGAAUCAUGGUUAUUAUGGAAAUCCAGCAUUUGGGCUUGGUAUGUCUUAUUCUGGAAGUCCCCUUCUUCCAAACUCUCCCGUUGGACCAGGUAGUCCUGUCAGGCACAGUGACAGGAACUUGCGUUUUUCUUCGGGGAUGAGGAACAUGAGUGGAGGUCUUAUGGGAGCUUGGCACUCUGAAACUGGUGGAAAUUUUGAUGAAAGUUUUGCAUCCUCUUUGCUAGAUGAGUUCAAGAGCAAUAAGACUAAAUGUUUUGAACUUUCAGAAAUUUCAGGUCAUGUUGUUGAGUUCAGUGCGGACCAGUAUGGGAGUAGGUUCAUUCAACAGAAACUUGAAACUGCCACAACCGAAGAAAAGAACAUGGUUUUUGAUGAAAUUAUGCCCCAAGCCCUUUCUUUGAUGACCGAUGUGUUUGGUAAUUAUGUGAUUCAGAAGUUUUUCGAGCACGGUUCUGCAGCACAAAUUAGAGAACUGGCUGACCAGCUCACUGGGCAUGUGCUGACACUUAGUCUUCAAAUGUAUGGCUGUCGAGUGAUCCAGAAGGCUAUAGAAGUUGUUGAUCUGGACCAGCAGACUCAAAUGGUCACAGAACUGGAUGGUCACAUUAUGCGUUGUGUUCGUGAUCAAAAUGGGAACCAUGUCAUCCAGAAGUGUAUUGAAUGUAUACCUGAAGAUGCUAUCCAGUUUGUCGUUUCAACCUUUUAUGAUCAAGUUGUGACACUGUCAACUCAUCCAUAUGGUUGUCGUGUCAUACAGAGAAUUUUGGAGCACUGCCAUGAUCUCAAAACGCAGCAGAUAAUGAUGGAUGAGAUUUUGCAUGCUGUUUGCACUUUGGCACAAGAUCAGUAUGGAAAUUAUGUUGUGCAGCAUGUGCUGGAGCAUGGAAAGCCAGAUGAGCGCUCAGAUAUAAUUAGGAAACUAACUGGGCAGAUUGUUCAAAUGAGCCAGCAGAAAUUUGCCUCCAAUGUUAUAGAAAAGUGUUUAACUUUUGGAACUCUUGCUGAGCGCCAGGCCCUUGUAACUGAGAUGCUCGGUACCACUGAUGAAAACGAACCCCUUCAGGCAAUGAUGAAGGACCAGUUCGCAAAUUAUGUUGUACAGAAAGUUUUGGAAACUUGUGAUGACCAGCAACUUGAACUAAUACUUAACCGUAUUAAGGUUCAUCUGAAUGCUCUGAAGAAGUAUACUUAUGGGAAGCAUAUAGUUGCACGUGUAGAGAAACUUGUUGCUGCUGGAGAGAAGAGGAUUAGCAUCCUGACUCCACAAUGUCCACCUGCUACUGCUACUGCUUAGAUGGGGCGCGCGGGAAUGAAGUUGUACAGCUAACUGAGGAUAAUAUGAGCCCCUCUCUCUUUGUUUCAUGUCUCUAGUAAAGGCUCUGUCUAUUGAUUCAAAUGGAUAGGAGCAAUGAAAAUAAAGAUUGUUGGUUGUACUUAAAAAACUGUACAUUGUUAGUUUGAGGAUAUACCUUAGAGUAGUCGCGGCUCAGACGGUGAACACACCUGAGGCCCCUGCAGAGGAGAUAAUUUUAGUGUACAAGUUUUAAGGGUGUAAAAAGCAAGGCGGUAGUAGAUUUUGUGGUCGUGACUGUACAAAAAGUAUGUUACCAGGUGGAGUCCUCCAUAAGUUUUUUUCUUUGAUGUAUGGUAUUGAUGAUUUUAUAUUUCUAAUUAAGGAACCUUCCAGUUAAAGGCUUUGAAUC